Triticum dicoccoides is the source of this 1330-nucleotide messenger RNA. Its product is annotated as expansin-A12-like. NCBI's taxonomy places the organism in Eukaryota, Viridiplantae, Streptophyta, Magnoliopsida, Poales, Poaceae. The record is from RefSeq and is a predicted model, not a curated record. Gene Ontology annotation, biological process: plant-type cell wall organization. The transcript has 2 exons. Gene Ontology annotation, cellular component: extracellular region. Bases 36 to 917 code for a protein of 293 amino acids.
AAUCGCCGCAUCGCUAUUUAAGCACCGCCGACGCCAUGGCUUUUCCACCUCCUCACUUCACUCGCCUCCCACGUCGCCUGCCGAUCGAGUGCACCCACCCACCACAGUGCCCUGUGCCUGAGGCCAUUCCGUACGCACUGGAGAUGGCGCGCAGGAGCGGAGUCUUGUCGCGCUUGGCCGUCGUCGUCGUCGCGGCCUACUGCCUCGCCGCGGCGACGCCUGGGGCUGCCGACUGGAUGAGGGGCUCCGCCACCUUCUACGGCGGGAGCAACGCCGCCGGCACCAUGGGCGGCGCUUGCGGGUACGGGAACCUGUACUCGACGGGGUACGGGACGGACACGGCGGCGCUGAGCACGUCCCUCUUCAACGACGGGGCGGCGUGCGGGGAGUGCUACCAGGUGCAGUGCGACCAGGGCAGUUCCCCGAACUGCAAGCCGGGGGUGACGGUCACCAUCACGGCCACCAACCUCUGCCCGACGGACUACUCCAAGCCCAACGACAACGGCGGCUGGUGCAACCCGCCCCGCAAGCACCUGGACAUGGCGCAGCCCGCGUGGGAGCGCAUCGGCGUCUACCGCGCCGGCAUCGUGCCGGUCCUGUUCCAGCGGGUGCCCUGCUCCAGGAGCGGCGGCGUGCGGUUCACCAUCAACGGCCACAGCUACUUCGAGCUGGUGCUCAUCACCAACGUCGGCGGGCCGGGGUCGAUCAGGGCGGUGCAGAUCAAGGGGUCCAGGACCGGGUGGACCACCAUGUCCCGGAACUGGGGCGCCAACUGGCAGUCCAACAGCUACCUCAACGGCCAGUCCAUCUCCUUCGCCGUCACCGCCACCAACGGCCAGAAGGUCGUCUUCCAGGACGUGGCGCCCAGCAACUGGGGAUUCGGCCAGACCUUCACCAACUACGGCCAGUUCUACUAGCGAUUCCCGCGCGCCGCCGUGCGUGCACGCCGGCGCCGGAGCGCUCCCGCGCCUUCGUUUCCGUUUACGCUUUUUGAUUUCGCAUUUGGGAACUUAAGUAAGAUUAGCUGCAUUCUCAUGGAUGGGAAGUGGUAGGUAGGUAGCUAGGUGCCGCGCGUAGGGUGGUUUGCAUGGCUGAGGUGCCUGAUCGAUCAAUUACCCGCCGUGCUUGCCGCCUUCCUUGCGAUGACCGGCUGAUGUGCUAGCUGAAAUGGCGCCCCGAUCCUCGCUGCAAGGCGCGGACUGUUUACUGUUGACCACCGAUCCAUUGAUGAUUUUAAUUUAUAUAAUAGAAUGUGAUGGCCAUGGUUUCUGACUUUGACCAGUUAAAUAAAUGCAUGUGCGUGAUAUGCUCUUCACGAAUGUGCCCAAGG